This is a messenger RNA of Arabidopsis arenosa, 1053 nucleotides long. NCBI's taxonomy places the organism in Eukaryota, Viridiplantae, Streptophyta, Magnoliopsida, Brassicales, Brassicaceae. The record is from the annotation of a GenBank genome assembly.
GGUGAUUAAUAAGGAGCUGGGCAUUUUGGCUUGUCGCCUAAGUUGGGAAUCGUUUGUUUACUGUGAAAUAAAAACGAAAGAGAGGUUUUGAAGAAGAAGAAAGAACACUCAUAAGAUCCAGAGAAAGGUAAAAGAUGGCGAGAUACGAUCGAGCAAUCACUGUAUUUUCCCCAGACGGCCACCUAUUUCAGGUGGAGUAUGCCCUAGAAGCCGUCCGAAAGGGUAACGCCGCCGUCGGAGUCCGCGGCAUCGAUACUGUCGUCCUCGCCGUCGAGAAGAAAUCCACCCCUAAGCUCCAGGAUUCUAGAUCAGCAAGAAAGAUAGUGAGUCUUGAUAAUCACAUUGCGUUGGCCUGUGCUGGACUAAAGGCAGAUGCUCGCGUCCUGAUAAACAAGGCGAGGAUAGAGUGUCAAAGCCACAGGCUUACGUUGGAGGACCCAGUGACUGUUGAGUACAUCACGCGCUACAUUGCAGGGCUCCAACAGAAGUAUACUCAAAGUGGUGGUGUGAGACCUUUUGGUCUUUCCACUCUUAUUGUUGGGUUUGAUCCCUACACUAAUAUACCCGCGCUUUAUCAGACCGAUCCAUCUGGUACUUUCUCUGCUUGGAAGGCUAAUGCAACUGGGAGAAACUCUAACUCAAUUAGGGAGUUUCUGGAGAAAAACUACAAAGAAUGCUCUGGCCAGGAAACUGUUAAGCUUGCUAUCCGUGCUCUGCUUGAGGUAGUUGAGAGCGGGGGAAAGAACAUUGAGGUUGCUGUAAUGACACGAGAGGAAGGUGUUCUGAAGCAACUAGAAGAAGAAGAAAUUGAUGCUAUUGUGGCUGAGAUCGAAGCAGAGAAGGCUGCAGCUGAAGCGGCCAAGAAAGGCCCUGCGAAGGAAACAUGAACCAGAUCUUACAAUAGCGGUCUCAGAUUCUGAGUUGUAAUACUGGUUCAAACGUCAGGAUAUUCAAGGGUUGAAUAGAAAAUCAAGACCGCAUGAAAUGGUUUUGUUGGAUUACUAGCCUAUUCGACAAUGUUGCUUUAAAUCUUAAUUAACAUUUUAGCAGAGU